CCUUUUACGGAAUGGUCCCAUCAUCUCCCGGCCGCAUAGCCCUACGCAGCCUUACGCCCUCGAGUGUUACCCUAACCUCAAUCAUUGCGAAAAAUGUCGACGCAUCAAGCCGGGAGAAAAAAUAAUUCACAGUCAAUAGAAGUAAAACUGAAGGUGAUAAGUGAAGUCGAAGCAAGGACAGUUUCAGUAAAUCAAGUGGCUGCUGACCUGCAUGUGCAUCCCACAACAGUAAGGUCAUGGCUACAACAGAAGGACAAAUUACUGGAGUGGGCAGGUUCCCGCGAUCGAAUACCAAAGAAUCAAAAACGUAUGUCAAGGGUCGAUAAUGAGCGUGUUGAUAGUGCCAUGUGGAUUUGGUUCAGAGAUAAACGAGCGGCCGGCGUACCACUGACAGGACCGAUGAUUCAAGAAAAAGCACGAAUUUUAAACAGAGCAUUUGGUGGUAAUGAAGCAUUCACAGCAAGCAAAGGAUGGCUGAGGGCAUGGAAGGAGAGGUACGGGAUUCGGGGGGUACAAAUCAGUGGAGAAAAGUUGUCGGUCAAUGCUGCAGCAGUUGAUCCCUUCAAUGAAAAAUUUUUGGACAUAAAGAAGGAAAAUUUGAUAGUUGAUGAAGUGUUCAACGAAGGUCAGCAAGACAGAAGUGGUGGAGCUGAAGAUGAUGCAGAAGGCGAGAAAGAAGACGAAAGAGCAGGAGAAGAGGAAGAAAAGGCAGAUGAUAACGAGUACAACGGAAACGUCGCUCGAGAAAGUCCAUGUGCUCCAGGAAAUCGCAGAGACUCUGGUGAGCUUUGUUGCAAAGAGGUGGUGCAUGACCUGGAAAAUAAUAAUCUCCUAGAGGAUCCUCUGCAAAUGAUGACUGCAAAAACACGAAAACAUGAGGCAUUUCGUUGUCUCGCGUACGCGGGAAGUGAUAAGGGGUUCCGAAUUGAACGCGAUACCUUCGGGGAAUUGAAGGUACCAGCGGAUAAAUAUUAUGGAGCACAAACGUUGAGGUCUGUGAUGAAUUUCCCUAUUGGAGACAGCUUUGAGCGGAUGCCGUACGGAGUAAUUGUGGCAAUGGGAAUUCUCAAAAAAGCAGCAGCUGAAGUGAACAAAGAGUUCGGUCUGGACCCAAAGAUAUCCGAGGCAAUAAGCAAAGCAGCAGACGACGUGAUAAGCGGAAAGCUCUACAACGACCACUUUCCCCUCGUAAUCUGGCAGACAGGCUCUGGAACUCAAUCGAACAUGAACACCAACGAAGUCAUCUCCAACCGAGCUAUUGAAAUUUUGGGUGGAGAAUUGGGUUCCAAAACCCCGGUGCAUCCCAACGACCACGUGAACAUGUCUCAAUCCUCCAACGACACUUUUCCAACAGCAAUGCACAUUGCAGUCGCCCUCGAGAUAAAUAAAAUCCUGCUCCCAGGACUCACAAAGCUGCAUGGGGCACUGGACGAGAAGGCCAAGGCCUGGAAAGAUAUCAUCAAAAUUGGAAGGACUCACACGCAGGACGCUGUGCCUUUAACGCUGGGUCAAGAAUUCUCAGGAUAUGCCACACAGGUUGAAUAUGGCAUUGCAAGAGUCAAGGACACACUCCCAAGGCUGUAUCAAUUGGCCCUGGGGGGAACAGCCGUGGGAACUGGGCUCAACACGAGAAAAGGUUUUGCUGAAAAAACUGCAGCUAGAAUCUCCCAACUCACUGGAUUACCCUUUGUCACUGCUCCGAAUAAAUUCGAGGCUUUAGCAGCUCAUGAUGCUAUUGUGGAGGUCCAUGGAGCCUUGAAUACUGUCGCGGUUUCUCUUAUGAAGAUUGCCAAUGACAUAAGAUUCCUCGGCAGCGGCCCCCGCUGUGGCCUCGGUGAGCUGUCCCUCCCAGAAAAUGAGCCCGGAAGUUCCAUAAUGCCUGGAAAAGUGAAUCCAACACAAUGCGAGGCAAUUACGAUGGUUUGUGCUCAAGUUAUGGGUAAUCAUGUGGCAGUCACUGUCGGUGGCAGCAAUGGACACUUCGAGCUCAAUGUCUUCAAGCCUGUGAUGGUAGCCAAUACUCUUAGGUCUGUAAGACUCAUCGGAGAUGCUGCUAAAUCGUUCACAGACAAUUGUGUUUGUGGAAUUCAACCGAAUAAUGAGAAUAUCAAGAAGAUAAUGAAUGAAAGUUUGAUGCUGGUGACCGCCCUCAACCCGCAUAUUGGAUAUGAUAAGGCCGCGAAAAUUGCCAAACAGGCUCACAAGGAAGGACUGACCCUCAAGGAAUCAGCCCUCAAGAAUGGCCUCACAGAGGAGCAAUUCAAAGAAUGGGUCAGACCAGAACAGAUGUUGGGACCCAAGUGAACACCUUUUCGCAUUUCACCAUCUUGAUCAUCUGUUGAAUGAAAAAUAGAACAAUAAUUUAUGAAUAAGAAAGAAUGAAUCAUGAUGAAUAAAUUUUCAAUCAAAAAAUUGAA
Messenger RNA from Diachasma alloeum, 2417 nucleotides. RefSeq names its product fumarate hydratase, mitochondrial. Gene Ontology annotation, molecular function: fumarate hydratase activity; DNA binding. Gene Ontology annotation, biological process: fumarate metabolic process; malate metabolic process; tricarboxylic acid cycle. The transcript has 6 exons. Lineage: Eukaryota; Metazoa; Arthropoda; Insecta; Hymenoptera; Braconidae. The record is from RefSeq and is a predicted model, not a curated record. The coding region runs from base 94 to 2304 and encodes 736 amino acids. Gene Ontology annotation, cellular component: mitochondrion; tricarboxylic acid cycle heteromeric enzyme complex.